AGGAAAAAAGUCAAGGAAGGAAUGCUCGACCGCCCUCCCCCUUCCUGGCUAAAGUCUUUGCUUUGUCCUUAUUCUCUUCCAUCUUUUCAUCUGGCGUUUCUCUCGCGCUUCCCACCUUCCUACCCUUUCAGGAAAUAAUAGAGCUCUAAACAAAACAACGCUAAUAUGUGGACACUACAACUUCAUUUUUCUCUGCAGUCUGGUUGCUCUCUGUUCCUAUAUUGCCCCCCACAGGUUAGUAUCGGUACUACAACUGACAUUGUUAUUGCGUGUAGUGUUGUUUUGUUUCCUCUUACAUUUUCAUAGAGAAUCAUAAAAAUCAUUUAGAAUGACCAAAUUCGGCAUCCCGGAAGACGCAAAGAAUGAAAGACAAGGAGAAAAUUGAGGUAAUUGACAAUCCACAUUCCAUUGACGUUGUUUGAAUGAGUCACAAUCAAAUUAGCUCAUAUGCGGCCACUUAGUUCACGUUGUCUUUGUGUCACGUGGAGGUUGGCACCAGCUCUCAUCACACAAACACACUCACACAUCCCCAUCACACACACUUGAACAUCAUUAGACACACAUGCAAGAUAGAAGCUGUGCACAACUUCUCUAUUCGGUGAAGGCAAUCACUGAAGGACACACAUGCACCCUCUUUGCCUCUCUCUCUCGCUCUCUUUCUCUCUCUCUCCCCCCCCUCUCGCUCGUUCUCUCUUUCUGACACGCAUACACACAUGCGUACACGCACACACUUUUUGAAGCCGAAGUGGCGGGCAGAAGCACAUCCACUCCGCAGUGGCCGCUCCGGGUGGAUCCAGGCAAGGCUGGUGGAUAUGAAGCUGGGCUGGAGAUGAACGUACGGAGGGAGUGAGGACGAAGAAGAGCACCAAAACCCUACCAAGCCUCCCUGGUGCGUGCGUGUGCGCGCGCGUGUGCUCUCUUGGCAGCUGACGUGUGCGCACGACUCUGGUGGCAGGAUGAGCUCGUGCAGCAGCCGUGCGUUGACCAUCCUGUCCACAGUGUUCGGGGCCUGCGGGCUGCUGCUGGUAGGGGUGGCCGUGUCCACCGACUACUGGCUCAUCAUGGUGGAGGGUGUCAUCCUGCAGCACAACCAGAGCAUGGAGGUCAAGAUGGCUCUGCAUUCGGGCCUCUGGAGGGUCUGCUUCGUGGCUGGAGCUGAAAAUGGGAGAUGUGUUGCAUCAGAGUACUUCACUGAACCUGAGAUUGAGAUCACCACUGAAAACACUGCAAACAUCCUUAAGAUGGUGCGCACAGCGACGCCUUUCCCGAUGGUGUCGCUGCUCUUUGUCUUCACCGCCUUCGUCAUCAGCAACAUCGGACACAUCCAGCCUCAGCGCACCAUCCUGGCUUUUGUCUCAGGAAUCUUCUUCAUCCUCUCAGGCCUGAGCCUGGUGGUGGGCCUGGUGCUCUACAUCUCCAGCAUCAAUGACGAGGUGAUGAACCGGCCCAGAGAACCUGAGCAGUUCUUCAACUAUCACUACGGAUGGUCCUUCGCCUUUGCCGCCUCCUCCUUCCUGCUCAAAGAGGGCGCAGGUGUGCUGUCCGUCUACCUGUUCAUGAAGCGCUACGCCGAGGAAGAGAUGUACCGCCCCCACCCGGCGCUCUACCGCCCCCGCUUGUCAGACAGCAGCGACUACAGCGGCCAGUUCCUCCACCCGGAGUCGUCCUGGCCGCCGCCCAAGCGAGGCCGCAGCACGUCGGAGGCCUCCAGCGACAUCUCCAUCCAGCUCAACCAGCCGCCGCCGCCCCCGCCCAAAGGCCAAGGGAAGGGGAGUCAUGGCAACCCGCCUGCGUCCGGGUCCUCUUCCGGGGGGACCUACCCCAAUCCCCUGCCCUCUGUCGGGUACCCCACACACAGCCUGCCCAGGUCGCAUUCACCGCAUCCCCAAGGCCAGGCCAUGUCCAUGGGUAUGCCGCCCCCGCCUGUGCCCCCCCCUCACUACCACACGCACAUGCACAUGAGCGCCUCCCCCUGUUAGGAAAAGGCAUAGACUCCUUUUUGUCAUUUAGAGCAAACGUCCAGCCUGGAUGAAAAGAAGUGCGACGCAAGGACGUAAGAACAAGAUGACUCAACUUUUGUACAAAGCGUCCAAAUUAUCAGGAGAAGGGAAAAGUUGAGCAUGUUAUUAGCGGGUGGAAUUAUAUUCUGGACGCGCAGGCGAUCACAUGACUGCGGACGCACAAACUUUUAUAUGUAGCGAUUCGUGGACGCCGUGCGUACCUUUCUACAAAAUUGGAAUGUGAUUUAAUUAUCAGUCACACUUCCGUUGCGGCGUGUAGCAUUAUGUUGCCAGUUAGUCAACAAGACGGUAGACGGUGAACAUCUUGCGUGAAUGUUGAAUGCUAGCGGAUUACCGUCCUAAAUAUCAUCGAUUUUAUGUUUUGUAUAUUUAUUGAAGUUCUUGUACAUAGACUUGCACAUUGGAAUUCAUAAUCUUUUGAUCAGAACGGGACACAAGAAAAAAGACAAAGGAGGACUGAUGCUUUUGCCUUCUGCAAUAGGCUGGCGAUGACGUCAUCAACAUGCUCUCAAUGCUUUAGAAAUCAUGUGGCGUCUUUCCCCCAGACAUUUUACACCUCAGUCAAGUGGGCUACUGCGCAUAAGUUGAAGGAUGAAACGCCAAAUGCUGAUACUGAUGGUUUACCCCCUCUACUGGCAACUUGGUGCAUUGCACCUGAACUUGCUUUGUCGCUAGCAACUCGCUGCUGCAAGCAAAUAUUGCAGAUAUUCUUUAAAGGCCCAUUUCAAGAGCUUUUCAUUUAAUUCAUCAACAUUUUCUGCUAAUUCCAUUUUGCAUUGUCUUGAGUCAAUCUUGCUUGAGAAGAUUCUGGUGAGAGGAGAAAUGGAAGCGCCACUCGCUCUGCCAGUCAUCAGCACAAAUGGAAACACAGGGUAGACGCCUUCUCAAUCAUCAUUAUUAUCAUACUCAUAAAGCAUGUAGCAAAAAGAACAAAACGCCUCCUUUAGAACUCACCAAGAAGAGAACUUUACGAUAUGCACAACUGGAACCUGUUCUUUUAUUUUAUGUCAAAGUGGAAAACUCUGAGAAGACUGAGAACCAUAAAUUGUUUUUCAGUGCUACUGGUAGAAUUGAAACUUCCUUAAAUUUUCAGUUUUGUGUUAUUGUUUGUUUGUUUACAAAAGUUUGAUAAUUUCUCUGAAACGAGUUUCUUUUAUUAUCACUGUGAUGUGAUUGAAAGACAACAGGUGUGUCGUAAUAUGGAGGGAAAAAAAUAUUUAUAAAAGGACAGCUAUCAUUAUCAAGAAAACUUUCAGCUCAGAGUGUUCCGGAUUUUUUCAUGCAUGCAGUUACACACUAGACCAAAUUCAGCUCUCAUCUCUUCCCGCUCAAAACUCCACUGUCAUCAUUCUGCUUGUGGAUUUGAUCUGACAUCUUACCUCCUGUACAAAUCCAUUUUCAUUUUUAACGUCUCAAAACAUGUGCUCACCAUUCAGUGCCUCUUAAAAUUCUUUUUUUUUUCCCCCCGCUACUUUCCUUUCCAGACAUCCUAUAAAAAAAACUGUAGCUGUGCUUGCUUCUGCAUUGUCUUCUCGACGUAAAAAAAUGCUCUUAUGGCCUACCUGAUGCUGUACAAUGCCAAUGUUACAUGAGUGAAAAGGGGAGUGGUGACACCUUCUGCAGCUGAACAUCAAUAAAUCUUUAAUCUUG
This is a messenger RNA of Syngnathus acus (greater pipefish), 3671 nucleotides long. It is a transcript of the gene cacng7b, whose product is annotated as calcium channel, voltage-dependent, gamma subunit 7b. The record is from RefSeq and is a predicted model, not a curated record. Lineage: Eukaryota; Metazoa; Chordata; Actinopteri; Syngnathiformes; Syngnathidae. Gene Ontology annotation, molecular function: channel regulator activity; voltage-gated calcium channel activity. Gene Ontology annotation, cellular component: AMPA glutamate receptor complex; postsynaptic density membrane. The coding region runs from base 957 to 1979 and encodes 340 amino acids. Gene Ontology annotation, biological process: neurotransmitter receptor internalization; neurotransmitter receptor transport, postsynaptic endosome to lysosome; positive regulation of synaptic transmission, glutamatergic. The transcript has 6 exons.